Molecule: messenger RNA, 1224 nt
Organism: Hyaloperonospora brassicae
Lineage: Eukaryota; Oomycota; Peronosporomycetes; Peronosporales; Peronosporaceae
Source: the annotation of a GenBank genome assembly
AUGCGCGCCUACAUGACUCUUCUCCUGACUGCUGCUGUCGUGACAGACAUCGCAAACGCUUUCGGCUUUGAGGGAAUGGAAGCUACUUUGGCGAACACGAACCGUUCUGGAGUCGUUGACUACGACAGAGUCCGUGACGAUCGGCAGUCAUGGGAACACGGCAGCAAGAAUGGAGAAGAGAGGAUGCUAGGCGACGAAUUAGCCAAGACAGCGUUACUCAAGUUGCAUGGAAAAUUUUUGCGUGACAUCAAGACGAAAUUGCUUGCCUAUCGUUCCGAAGACACGCUCACAGAAACCGGUCGCACGCUGCUAGAACUAUUCGAUACGCACGUUGCAGAGCAGUCCGUCGCGAAGCUCUCCAGUGCCGACAUGCUAAAAUAUUGCGACCUCGACCGUGAAACUGCCGUGGAAAAUAUGAUUACAGACUUUUCGAACCACAAAGACGGCAUGGAGCAUGUUCUGAAGGCAAUGCUCUACAUUAGGGACACAACAAAAAAAGGUGCAUCGAAACGCCGUACGGCAGGAAAAAAUGGCAGGUUCGCUAAGAGAAAGAGGAAACCAAAAGUCAACUUCGAAGUGCAGCGAAAAAUGCUGGACAAUUUCAUUAAACGAUACACCGAGAAUGAAGCUGAGGCGUUGCAGGAGCUGGAUGACGUUUUGAUAGUCUUUGAUGGAUGGGCUAAAUUUUCUACUGCUCUGUCGAUCGCGUCAAAGAGCCAAUUAAUUGGAAACGGAGCAAUGCAGUUGCGGGAUGCGGUCAUCAAGAAUUGGCUAACGAGUGAAAAAACAGUCGACCAAGUUUACGACAUGCUGGAGGUUUCCGAAUUGGGGGAGGAUGGUCUGACGUACGAAAAUCUGGAUACGUUCAUCCAAUUUGUUAAGCUGCACAACAAGGAAGUUGCUGGCUCCCAGACCUCUUGGCCGGCGUACCUGAGAAAGAAGUUGGGCAAAGAUAUAUUUGCGGCGAUGCUAAGUAAAGGUGUGGAGAAGUCCCAAUAUGCCAAAGAGAUUGAAACGAAACUCAAAGAGCUGUGGAAGGAGAAAGGCAACCCUACAACUUGUUGUAUCAACCAAUUGGGAGACGCUGACGCUGGUUGGGAAGACUUACUGGAGAUUACAGAGCAUCAUCCGAUUGCAGUGGGCGAAGAAAACUCAAAGCCGGAUAAAUUGAGUGAAAACCUUGAUGAAGAGCUCGACUUGAUUCUGUAUGGCAGUAAAUCGUAG